AUGGCAAAUGAAAUGAACAGUACUUUUGUUGAUGAAGAAGCUUUAGCUUACCAACAACUUCCUAUCACUUUUUCUAUUCGAUUUUGGAUUUAUCUCAUUUCCAACGUUUUAUCGCUACCAUUCUGUUUCUUCAUUCUCUUUCAUCUUCUAUUCAAUCGAAAUCUUCGUGAAACAUUAAGUAAUCAUAUAAUCAUUGUGCUACUCCUACUCGUUUUGGCUAUGGAAUGCAUUUACUUUCCUCUUGCCGUUCACUACUAUCGACUUGGUGGUAAUUGGCAUGUACCACGUCCGUUUUCUCAACUUUGGACGUAUUCUCUCUUUGGACUUUUUCCCACUCAAACCGUCGUUUUCGCCUGGUGUACUAUUGAAAGACAUAUACUUAUCUUUCACAAUCACUUACUAGCAACUAAGGCAAAUCGAAUUCUUGUACAUUAUGUACCACUGGUGGUUGUUCCUGUGUAUUGUUUAACUUAUUAUGGUCUAAAUAUAUUUAUUCCAUUUCAUUCAAUUUGUCGAUAUCUCGAUGUUCAAUCGACAGUGAUUGGUGUGUAUCUGCCUUGCUUUUUCUUCAAUCCAAUUCACUUAAAGAUCGAUGUCAUCAUUCAUCAGAUCAUUCCAAUAUUAAUUAUAAUCACUUCAACUCUCGCGCUCUUCUUUCGUUUCCAAAGACAGCGAGUUCACCGGAGGCGAUCGAUGCAAUGGAAAAAACAAAGAAAACUGAUCAUUCAAGUUCUAUCAAUCGUCACAGUUUUUGGCGUUUUUCAAUUUCCAUGGGCACUUUUAGAGUCAUGGAAUUUAUUUGGUAUACCAUUUGGUUCAUUAGGCGUGAUUCAAAACUACAUGUUGUUCUUUAACUGUUACUCUGUACAUCUUUUCCCACUAGUUUGCAUAGGAACAAUACCUGAAAUUAGCAAGAAAAUGGCAAAACUAUUGUGGUGGAAAAGACCGUAUGUGCAAGUUUAUCCUCUUACACUGUCACUUAAUAGAAAUUGA
Messenger RNA from Adineta ricciae, 993 nucleotides. The record is from the annotation of a GenBank genome assembly. NCBI's taxonomy places the organism in Eukaryota, Metazoa, Rotifera, Eurotatoria, Adinetida, Adinetidae.